UUGGGUUCAAAUGAACAAGUUUUAGACUAGAAUAAAUACGAAUUCCUGCCCUUGAUUUCUGAAAAGUGACUGUCUAAAUGAAGGAUGGUGGAGUUAACAGUGUAAUGUGAAGGCCCCCAUUUCAGGCAACUGAUAUAACAUGUCAUACAGGCAAAAAACAGUUUUAGUGUGUUCUAGCCUGGAAGCAUUUGGAAUGCUUUAGAUGUGGGUGCCAUUCUAACCAACAAGAGAGGAACUGGAAUGGAAAUGAGGCCAUGUGAGCAACAGUUGAAGAAUUGCUUAGUGACUAGCAGAGAGGAGUUGGAGGUAAGCAGAAGAAGGUUAUGAUGUUCUUAUAAAUAUUCAAAGCACUGUCCCAUUUAAGAGAAGUUAGAUAUAUUCUGUGCAACUUCAGAGGCAAGAUUGCUACAAAUGGAAAGAAGGUAAAGAAAGGAGCUUCACAGUAGGAAAAACCUACCUUUUCAUCUCUUCAUAAAUGAGAUGGGCAACCUUGUGAGGAGGGGUUGAUCUCCCAUGCGUGGAAGUUUUUAAGCUGAGUGACAUUGUGGAGAAGAGUCCUGGAGAGGGAAAGAAAAUGGAGCUAGAUGACCCUAAAAGCCAGCCUCAUGCUGCGAAUGGCUAUGUGAGAUGAUCUACUCAAUCUCUUCAUUUUUUUCAUCCUGAAUGCAAUCUUGGUUCAUGAGGUUUUUAUUUUUUUCUCCCCAUAUAGAGAUAAUCGGUUCUACAAAUCUUAUAAUUCUGCUAGAGGAUGAAAUCUUUGCAGAUUUUUUCAACACGUUUCUUUCUCUCCCGGUCUUUGGUCAGAUACCAUUUUACAUUGUCGAAAAUUCACAGUGGAGUUUAUGGCCAGAAAUACCAUAUGACUUGAUUGCCAAGUACAAAGGAUUAUUGACCUGGUUGGAAAAAUACAGGUUACCUUUCUUCUGUAAAACCAAUUUAUGUUUCCAGUACAUUCUCUGUCAGGAACUUAUCAGCUUCAUUAAGUCCCCAGAAGGAGCCAAGAUGAUGAGAUGGAGAAAGGCAGACCAGUGGCUACUCCAGAAAUGCAUUGGCGGGGUCAGAGGGAUGAGGCGCUUCUGUGCCUACCUCAAGGGCAGUGCAGGUGAAGAGCUGGUGGAUUUCUGGAUCCUUGCUGAGAAGAUCCUGAGCAUAGAUGAGAUGAACCCAGAACUGAGAGACCACUACCUCUCCCUCCUGCUGGUGCUGAAGGCCACCCAUCUGCAGGAGGGCUCCAAGGUGGUGACUCUAUGCAACGUGAACAUCAAGUCCCUUCUAAACCUCUCCAUCUGGCAUCCAACCCAGUCAACCACCAGGAGAGAGAUCCUGAGCCACAUGCAGAAAGUGGCUCUCUUCAAACUCCAGAGCUACUCUCUCCCCAACUUUUAUACCCAUGCCAAAAUGAACCUGGCCAAGGAGGAAGAGUGCCAGGGUUUGAUGCAAGAAUAUGAGACUCGCCUUUGCAGUGUUUGCUACACCCAUGAAGGCGGGCUACCUCUGAACAUGAGCAUCAAGAAGUGCCACUACCCCCCAAAAUGGUACUCAAGCAGGAAAAGCAAGAGGAAAAUGUGGCAGUCGGUAGACCAUGGCUCCUGGUCUUUGGAAAUGGAGCUGCCAUCCAUUCACUCUGAGCAAGACACCAUCACCAUGCCCCUACAGGAGCUCCUUUCUCGGGAGAAGGUAGUUACACAGACGCCUCCCCUGCACGUGGCCCAUUCGAAGGAGAAAAUGAUUAGUUCCUUGGAAGAGAAUAUUUGCACCACGAAGUCCUGCACAAAGAAGAAAACCAAGAGUCACUUCCACAUGGAUGGCCUCUUUGAGACAAAGUUCUCAACCCACCUGAGGACGGUCACUCCCAUUAUCAAUCACUACUCUCAGAUGAAACUGAAAAAAGCAGUCAAGCAAAGGCUGUCCUUGGGGUACACCCACUGGGCCUUAUGUGCUGACACCUAUGCAGGAAGUCCCUUCCGGGACUACCUAAAGAAACAGAAUUUGAGAGUGGAGACCCAACUCCUGGACCUCUGGCAGGACUUGCACCAUUUCCUCAGUGUCCUGAUGAAUAACAGGAAGAACGGGAAUGCUGUCUUUCGGCACAUGCUAGGCCACAGAAUCUGCGAGCUCUACCUGAAUGAGCAAAUUGGUCCAUGUGUACCACUCAAAUCGCAAACCAUUCAAGGCCUGAAGAAGCUGCUGCCUUUGGGAGAUGUGAACCCCUGGAUUCCCAGAGCUCAGAAAGAGAUCUGCAAGAUGCUCAGUCCCUGGUAUGAUGAAUUCCUGGAAGAAGAGGACUACUGGUUUCUCAUAUUUACAACUCAGAACAGGUUCGCCAAUGUCAAGUGGCAUAAAAAAGGAGACACUAUGAGCAAAGAAGACAACAUUCUUCUCUGUAAGAGGGUUCAGGAAUCUCUGGAGUUAAGCCAGGGUUUGGCUAACAUGGAGGAAAUGGAUUCUCUGCAAUGGCAAAAGAUAGUUACUGAGAACCUGAGACAAGGCGGGUCUCUCCAGGUAGAACUGACUUCUCCAGUGUUUCUGACAGACGUAAUGAAAAUGUCCUUUGAGGAACUUUGCUGUAAGAAUCCAAAGAUGGCCAUACAGAAGAUCAGUGAUGACUACAAACUAUAUUGUGAGAAAUCACCUGGAAUAAAUUUUGCAGUGGAAAUUGUCAAGGAGCCGAGGAUUAUAUCAACCACACAAAGGAAAUUGUCUUUUAAAAAGACACAUACAAGGAAACCCUCAAUGAGACCCAGAAACUUGACUGAAGUCCUCCUAAAUACACAGCACUUGGACUACUUCAAGGAGUUCCUCAGAGAACGGAAGGCUGAGGCCCCAUUGCAAUUCCUGGUAGCCAUACAGAAGAUCAGUGUUGAGACCAAUGAAAAGCUUUACAAGUCUCUCCUUGACAAUGUAAUGAAGACUUUCUUCCAUGGCAAAGUCUCUGCUGAAGAAAUGCUGCAGUGCAAUGCCCCUAUUAUCAAAGAAAUCACUCACGUGCGUCAGGUCAGCGCAACCACAUUGUUAACGAUCCAGGGCUAUGUCAUGAAAUCUCUGGAAGAGAAGUGGUUUAAAGAUUACCAAGAUCUGUUCCCAUUGCGUCCUCUGGAGGUCGAAGUUGAAGAACAAGUUUCCCCUAGGAAGCCCUCAAAGACGGCAACAACUUACCUACAAGAAUCACAGAAGAGGGGCUGGCUGAAAAUGAUCAGCUUUAUCAAGAGCUUUUGCAAAUACCGCAGAUAUAUGUUGGAUCCCAUUAAGCGCCAGGAAUUUGAAGACUAUCUUCACAUGGAACUGUACAAUAACAAGGAAAAUUUCUCUGCACCAGUAAACCCACCAGGACGCCCGGGCACAGUGCCGUCUAAUGUCCGGAGCACAGACCACGAAAAUGGAGAAACAACACUUACGAAGCGCCGUAUAUUUGGCCACAAGAUUAUCACGGUCAACUUUUUGGCCAAUGAUAUAUAUUUCUUUUCUGAGAUGGAAAAAUUUAACGAUCUGGUGAGUUCAUCUCAAGUGCUGCAGGCCAACCGGGCAUGCAACGAGAAUGACGUGAUCCUAAUGAGAUCCAAAAUUAACGUCAUCCUAAAGCUCUAUCUGCAAUCUGAGGUCCCUCCGAAACUCAGGGUGAAUAUCUCUGAUUCCCAGAAGGAAGCCAUCCUUGCUGCCAUUUUGGAGGGGCACCUAGAUCGGAGCAUCUUCCACGGGGCUAUCAUGUCUCUCUUCCCCGUCAUUAUGCACUUUUGGAAAAGGUUUUGUUCUUGGAAGGCAACCAGAUCUUACUUACAGUUCAGAGGGAAGAAGCUGAAGGAUAAAAGAACUCCUCCUAAACCUGUGUUCAGGUACCCUCCUUGGAGUGGAGGAGACCAUGCUGUUCUGAGGUUCAGCCUGCUCAGAGGUAUCGAGUGGUUUCGCCCUCAGCAGCGGGAAGUGGCAGCCAGUCCAGGAGCCCAAAACUUGGACCUGGAAGGUGGAGCUGAAGCCCAGGGCCGAGAGGCCUCCUUGCAGGAUCUGGAGAGUGUGGCCAAUACCCAGAGUCUGGAGGGCAGAGCCAUUUUCUAA
Molecule: messenger RNA, 4050 nt
Organism: Loxodonta africana (African savanna elephant)
Lineage: Eukaryota; Metazoa; Chordata; Mammalia; Proboscidea; Elephantidae
Gene: RGSL1
Product: regulator of G protein signaling like 1
Exons: 20
Coding region: 664-4050 (1128 amino acids)
Source: RefSeq, a predicted model, not a curated record